Molecule: messenger RNA, 786 nt
Organism: Colletotrichum karsti
Lineage: Eukaryota; Fungi; Ascomycota; Sordariomycetes; Glomerellales; Glomerellaceae
Product: nucleolar essential protein 1
Exons: 3
Coding region: 1-786 (261 amino acids)
Biological process (GO): rRNA base methylation
Cellular component (GO): nucleolus; small-subunit processome
Molecular function (GO): rRNA binding; rRNA (pseudouridine) methyltransferase activity
Source: RefSeq, a predicted model, not a curated record
AUGUCUUCCCCAGAGGCCCGUGCUGGAGUGAAGCGACCUCGCACUCAGUCGCUGCCUCCCCCGGCUCUGCCUCAGCUAGUCGCCGAACAAAAUGUCCCGAUCCCCCCGACGGAUAAGGACUCUCAGCGACUCAUUGUGGUUCUUUCCAACGCCAGUCUCGAGACCUACAAAGCCUCUCAUGGCGGUACUGGCCGGAAUGGCGUCCAAAGGGAGGAGAAGUACUCGCUUCUCAACAGCGACGAGCAUAUCGGAGUCAUGCGCAAGAUGAACCGCGACAUUAGUGAUGCGCGUCCCGACAUCACUCAUCAGUGCCUCCUCACCCUGCUCGAUUCCCCCAUCAACAAGGCCGGCAAACUGCAGAUUUACAUUCACACUGCCAAGGGUGUUCUGAUUGAGGUUUCUCCCUCAGUCCGUAUUCCCCGUACCUUCAAGCGUUUCGCUGGUUUGAUGGUCCAGCUCCUGCACCGCCUUUCGAUCCGCUCGACAAACUCUCAGGAGAAGCUUCUGCGUGUUAUCCAGAACCCCAUCACCGACCACCUGCCGCCCAACUGCCGCAAGGUCACGCUCAGCUUCGAGGCCCCACUGGUGAAGUGUAGGGAUUACAUCGACACUUUGGCCCCUAAAGAGAGCGUCUGCGUCUUCGUCGGUGCCAUGGCGAAAGGUGCCGAUACCUUUGCCGACGGCCUGGUGGAUGAGAAGAUCUCCAUCAGCAACUACAGCCUGUCGGCCAGUGUUGCCUGCAGCAAGUUCUGUCACGCCGCCGAAGACUGCUGGGACAUCCAGUAG